UCAAUGUCAGCCAGUCCCUCUGGUGAAAUAGUGGAGGGCAGUUCAGUGACUCUGACCUGCAGCAGUGAUGCCAACCCACCUGUGGACAAAUACACCUGGUACUUUCAAAAUAAGACUUUUCAAAAUGGAUUUGGACAGAUCUACAACAUAAGUAAUUUCAAGUCUAAGGACAAUGGACAUUACCACUGUGAGGCCUGGAAUGGAAGAGGGUCUAGGAACUCUACAGUUCUGAUGAUAACUUUACCAGGGAAACAAACAUCAGUUAUGACCGCAGCUGUAGGAAUCAUAGUUGUUGUUCUGGUUCUCAUCUUCUGUCUCUCUGGCUUCAUGUGGUUCAGGAAGAAGGCCUCCAAAUCCACCUCUGACACAAGAGACACAUCAGAGAAUGUACAGGGAGACUCUAGUCCAGUGUAUGACAACAUCUCAAGCAUGUGCCAUGACCCCUACUGCAGUACAGACAGCAGCCACCGUAGACCAGGAUGA
Messenger RNA from Coregonus clupeaformis (lake whitefish), 483 nucleotides. Its product is annotated as B-cell receptor CD22-like. The record is from RefSeq and is a predicted model, not a curated record. The coding region runs from base 4 to 483 and encodes 159 amino acids. The transcript has 4 exons. Lineage: Eukaryota; Metazoa; Chordata; Actinopteri; Salmoniformes; Salmonidae.